AUGUACAUUGAUAAACGAUACAUUUACUACGAAUACUCCCACCCUAACAAAAACUUGUUAUUUAUCCUUCUAGGGGUUGGUAUCAUAUUGAUUAUUUUGGGUCUUAUCGCAGUGAAGAAAAGACGGAGUUGGAAACUCAAAAAUCAACGACCUGCUCAAGUAAAUCAGCAAUAUUAUGAAAACAGUCGAUAUACAUAUUCUCAAAAUGGUCAAGGUAUAUAUACUUCCGAUCAUCAGUACUCACACAAUGGUCAAACUGGAAAUUUUACUGAAAGUGCAAACUAUUAUACCGGAAAUGUCAACCCCACAAAUUAUACGUCAAACACCUUCGAAACGAGACAGAGUUUUCACAACAAUACUCAUAACAAUAAUAAUAUCGAUGGCGAUGGUGAUGGUAGAUUUGAUGAACCUAUUGCUGGGUCAAGUGAACCUACAGAUUUUUCAGCCCCACCACCUGCAUACACAGAAUCAACCAAGACCAAAGGCUUGAGAGGUAUGUUCACCUCGUAG
Messenger RNA from Yamadazyma jaroonii, 510 nucleotides. NCBI's taxonomy places the organism in Eukaryota, Fungi, Ascomycota, Pichiomycetes, Serinales, Debaryomycetaceae. The record is from the annotation of a GenBank genome assembly.